AUUCAUGUGAUUUGACUGAUUUGAACAAUGUUUAUUGCAAAACUCAAUUUCAGAUUUUAGGAUUAUUCAAUUAAUUUUCUGAAUUCAAUACACUACCUAAAGAAGAUAACCCACAAAUGAACAAUGCUGUCAGGGAAAACAGCGGUCUAUAACGUUUUACACAGUCGAGACACUUGUACUUUAUGUUUUCAUAUUAUAAACGAAGAGACCUCGUUCUUUCAUGUUGACGACAAUAUUGUAGUGAAAGAAAACGAUGAAACUGCCGAUAUUACAUUCACGCAGAUUAUAGCGACUUUACUGGCCGUACAUGAUGCAAGCACCGUUAUAACAAGAAAAAUAUGCAAGCCAUGUGCCACUAGCGCCAUCUACUGUUUCAAGUUCAUCAACAGAUGCAGACAAUCAAGACUCCUCCUCACCAACACCAUCAGUAAACUAUCAUCAUGCCUGAAUGACUCUAAGAUUGAUACGGAAUCCACAAAAACUUUGUAUGUUGCCAAUGAUGAGAAUGGUCAGUUUUUAAAUUAUUCCGACAAACUGAGCAAGGCUAAAACUACCAGCAAAGUUUUGAGGAGGUUUAAAACUAUUGUUAAAAGGCAAAGAAGGGCGAAGCAAGCUGUGAAAGUUGAAAAUAAUUACAAUGACGAGUUUGAUAAUGAUACCAUAGACACAAACCCUGCUGAACUUAAACUUCCUAAUGGCAGCCAUGAUAGCUUUCUGUGUGAAUUGUGCUCGGCUAAGUAUACAGACAGAAAGGGUUUAAAAAGUCAUUUUGAAAGGACCCAUGCUCCAAAAAUUCACAAAUGCCCUGAUUGUCCCAAAGCCUUUGGAGCAGCAUAUUUACUUAAAAUGCAUGCACAAGACAGCCAUAUAGCAGCUAUAUGCGAUGUUUGCGGAAAGAAAUACGCCAACAGACAUUCUUUGAAAAUGCACUCGUAUAAUCACGCCAACUUAAGAUGCCCCAUUUGCAAUCGACACUACAAAUCACGCUUUAGUUUCAAAAAGCAUGUUGACGCGAAAAUCUGUACCAAAGAGGUUGGAUGGCAGAAAAAAGAUAACGGUAACAAGAACUUCUUUUGCGAUUCGUGCGGUAAGGGAUUUGCGAAGAAAUACAGUCUGUACAUACACAUAAAGUUUGAACACGAGAAGAGUUACAAAAGCUUCGACUGUGCGUGGUGCGACAAAAAAUUCCCGGCUGCAAGCAGACUGAAAUACCACAUGGUGAAGCACACUAGAGAACGCAACUUCACAUGUGAAACGUGCGGAGGUAAAUUUGUGACGAAGCCGGCCCUUGUGUAUCACACUAGGAUUCACACAGGUGAGACUCCUUAUGCGUGUGAAUUCUGCGACAUGAAGUUUCUUUCGACCUCGCGGAGGAUGGACCACGUGCGGCGAAGGCAUAUGGGGGCGACACAGCAGUGCGAUAUCUGCAGUAGUAAAUUUAAAACGCCGUCUGGGCUAAGAAAGCAUAGGAGGAGGCAUUUUAAUCCAAGUAGUAAGCUGUUUGUUCAGAAUGUCCCAGCUUUGCCGGGAAAUGUUGAAGUGUAGUUGUGUCUGUAUACAACCUGUAUAGAAUGCAAUAUU
This is a messenger RNA of Plutella xylostella (diamondback moth), 1581 nucleotides long. RefSeq lists its product as uncharacterized. Lineage: Eukaryota; Metazoa; Arthropoda; Insecta; Lepidoptera; Plutellidae. The record is from RefSeq and is a predicted model, not a curated record. Gene Ontology annotation, biological process: regulation of transcription by RNA polymerase II. Gene Ontology annotation, cellular component: nucleus. Gene Ontology annotation, molecular function: DNA-binding transcription factor activity, RNA polymerase II-specific; zinc ion binding.